GGGCCUGGGACGGGGCGCAGCUGCUAGAGCCGGGCUCCCGGGGAAGAACGAGCAGUCCGCGGGCGGGGAGGAAGGAAAGCCCGCUUCCUGGGGAUGCCCCUGCAGCCAUGCCGCCCGGCCUGUGUCGACAAGGGCAGGACCCAAGCGGGGGCACGUGACUGCCCCGGGAGCCGCCUUGGCGCGGCGGACCGCUGCACAGGAGCAGUCUAUCCGAACAAUGAGCGUUUCAGUGGCGGCGGCGGCGGGGGCGGCGGCAUGCUUCAAGGCACAAUAUCCUGGCUGCUGCUCUGCUCUGGAUUGCCUCAGUUCCUCCCUGAAAGGCCAGCCCAGGUUCCUGUUCCGGCUGUCUGCCUUCCUGGCACAUGCUGCAGAAUCCAGCUGGACUUCCCCAUGCCGGAGCUCAUCCUGGCCACGGGCUUCCUGCUGGUUCUGGUGACGGAGCACGUGGUGCUGGCCUGCAGCGAACAGCACCUGGACGAAGCCACCCUCCCGCUCCUGCCCUGCCCUUCUCAUCAUCAGCACAGGGAAGAGGCCGCCUCCGCCGGGCGGCACCCCGGGCUGGGAGAAGCCCCCGGCCCUGGCAGCAGCGAAGGCCGCUCCCCCGCCUCGCCCUUCCGCUCCCUGGUGCUGACGCUCUCCCUCUCGCUGCACUCCGUCUUCGAGGGCCUGGCGGUGGGCCUGCAGGAGGCGGAGGCCAAGGUGCUGCAGCUGGCAGUGGCCAUUCUGCUGCACAAGAGCCUCAUUGCCUUUAGCCUGGCCCUGCUGCUGCUGCAGAGCCGCCUCCCCCUGCGCUGGCUCACCGCCUCCGUCGCCACCUUUGCGCUCAUGUCUCCCCUGGGCGUGGGCCUCGGCAUGGUGGUGACCCACAGCCCCAGCCCGGACAGCGCCACGGCCCGCAGCCUGCUGGAAGGCGUGGCCGCCGGCACCUUCAUGUACAUCACCUUCUUGGAGAUCUUGCCCCAGGAGCUGAGCGCGCCUGCCAGCCGCUUGCCCAAGGUCCUGGCUGUGCUGCUGGGCUUCUCCGGGAUGGCUGGCCUGCGCCUCCUGGGCUGAGGCUGCCUGGAGCGGAGCAGCCGCCCUGGGGGUCCUCCUUGCCGAUGGACUGUGGUUGAUGGCGGGGCUGCUGUGGCUCCUCCCUGCCUUUCUCCAGCAGGUACAGAGGGCUGCGCCCUUUGCUGAUUUUAUUAAAAGUGUCUCUUAUUUUAUCAGUGUUUGGAACAAAAGCCUCUCUGCUUCUUAUUUG
This is a messenger RNA of Hemicordylus capensis (graceful crag lizard), 1243 nucleotides long. Its product is annotated as zinc transporter ZIP1-like. Gene Ontology annotation, biological process: zinc ion transmembrane transport. The transcript has 2 exons. The record is from RefSeq and is a predicted model, not a curated record. Gene Ontology annotation, cellular component: plasma membrane. The coding region runs from base 94 to 1053 and encodes 319 amino acids. Gene Ontology annotation, molecular function: zinc ion transmembrane transporter activity. NCBI's taxonomy places the organism in Eukaryota, Metazoa, Chordata, Lepidosauria, Squamata, Cordylidae.